Leptosia nina is the source of this 273-nucleotide messenger RNA. NCBI's taxonomy places the organism in Eukaryota, Metazoa, Arthropoda, Insecta, Lepidoptera, Pieridae. The record is from the annotation of a GenBank genome assembly.
AUGAAAAAAAGGAGACGAAAUGAUGGCGAAGCAGAGUGGCCGAUGAGUUCAGGGCAUGCGGUGGUGUCGGCAGAAGGAGAAGCGGUUUCACAAGCGGACGAAGCGGACGAGGCGGACUACAUCACGCGCGGACUGACCGGCGAGCUACGGGUCUCGGGAGAGAGAAUAAAACUAGCGGGAGUUUUCGUAUAUGUUUUAUUAAAAACGCCAUUAUCAUCAAUAUUAGGAUUUAUGAAGUUCGGUUUAACGAUUACAAUUACACUUUAUGAGUAG